This is a messenger RNA of Alternaria rosae, 659 nucleotides long. Its product is annotated as Ribonuclease/ribotoxin. The transcript is spliced from 2 exons. Bases 223 to 651 code for a protein of 142 amino acids. Gene Ontology annotation, molecular function: RNA nuclease activity; RNA binding. Lineage: Eukaryota; Fungi; Ascomycota; Dothideomycetes; Pleosporales; Pleosporaceae. The record is from RefSeq and is a predicted model, not a curated record.
AAUUGCUUUCGAGUAUGAUCUUCCGCAUUAGGGUUGAGAUGGUUCGGAGGCGACCGCUGGACUACCGCCGGACUACACUGGGGUGACGGGUACUAGGACAGUAUAAAGCUACCAUGUAGUACCCUCCAUUUGAAAGACAGGUCUAGCAGCCCCGCCGAUCCCUCGUUACACAACGCCUGACAAGACACUCGCUCGUCGUCUCAUUCUCCUUCAGCCGCCAACAUGAAGUUCCUCACCAACAUCCUCCUCUUCAUUGCACCCAUUGCCCUCGCUCUCCCCACUUCUGUCUCCGAGGAGGCACCCGUUGAGAUUGCUGCCGUUGAGGCUAGGCAAUCUUGCUACGUUAAGUGUGGAUCAACAUGCUACACUUCAUCCCAAGUCUCUGCUGCACGCAGUGCCGGUUACAAGCUCUACCAGGCCGGAGACGAAGCGGGUAGCUCCACUUACCCGCAUCGUUAUAACAACUAUGAGGGCUUUGACUUUUUGGUUUCGGGCCCGUAUGAGGAGUUCCCGCUGAGGACUUCUGGUGCUUACACUGGUGGUUCACCGGGUGCUGACCGUGUCAUCUUCAACACUGCUGGACAGCGUGCGGGGGAGAUUACACACACUGGUGCCAGUGGCAAUGCCUUUGUUGCUUGCUCUGGAUGGUAAAUGCAUUU